CAAGGAAUCUUGCCUGCAUACGCUAUGCAACAAGAUACCUCUUCAUGCGCGUUCUGCGCCCAGCGCAGUCACGAGCCAGCAAAGUUUGUGUAUGCGGAUAGAAGAUUGAAGUUUGGCUGCUCGAUCGGUAAAGAGAUGAAACAAUUCUGCUAGAGGGCAACAUCGCAUGAAAGAAGUUGAAAAGCAAAGAAGAAUUCCUUUCGAACCAUCUUCAAGGUCAUGCCUCAGAGAAGUGCCAGCAUACUGACAAAAGAGCUGUGUAUCACAGAGCUUUGUGGGUGAUCUCUGGGAGCUGCAAAAGUGGGUCUCUCCUGGCUGUACCCCAAGGAUUUACAUCAUUUAAAGGAUUGUUGAAAGCUUACUUUAUUGGUCGACUCAACAAAAGCUGUCAUGUACCAAGUGGUACCAGGAGGUGCAGGGGGCACUAUUACCAAUGUUACCCCCAUUAAGCAGAAACUGAGCCGGGAAACUCGUCCACUAGUGGGAGCUGGGGUGCUGGGUGUGGUGCUGGUGAUUGCAGCUGUGACCUCAUGGUGUUACUACAUUGCCUCGCUGCGCAAGGCUGAGCUGUUGAAGACUGAGUUGCUGGAUCUUAACAAGGAUGGCUACAUCAUCCGCAACCAGGCAGGAUCUAUCGUCUUCAAAAUGGCCUUCAAGUCUGGGACACUGGAUCUGGACUCAUGUACCAAAGAAGGGGAGAUUCUAAGAUGUGGGCGCACGAUUGAUGGUAAACUAAUUUUCUUCAUCCAAACGGUACGUCCUAAAGACACAGUCCAAUGCUACCGUGUGCGUUGGGAAGAACUGGUUCCUGAUCGACCUGUGGAGCAUGCAAUGACUUACAACGAUUCCCAUUGGUAUGGUGGUGCCGAAACAGCCAAACAGCAUUGGCCUAUCUCUAUUGAAGGGCAACAGGCUCCAAAGCCUUUCGUCACCAGCGACAUCUACUCCAAUCGAAAUGACUUUGGUGGGAUCUUGGAGCGCUACUGGCUGUCUUCCAACGCCACAGCCAUCAAGAUCAACGACUCUGUGCCCUUUCACCUCGGCUGGAAUGAAACGGAGAAGACCAUGUACUUCCAGGCCCGGUACCAUGACAGCCCAUACAAGCCAAUCCCAGGGCCGGGGGAGACGCAGUUUGCCGAACUCAGCUAUAGAGUAUGUGUAGGAUCAGAUGUUACUUCCAUCCACAAGUACAUGGUGCGCAGGUACUUCACCAAGCCUAACAAGGUACCCUCCAAAGCCAUGUUUCGCCAUCCAAUCUGGUCUACAUGGGCACUCCAUAAGAAAGACAUUGACCAAGAGAAACUGUUGAUCUACGCUGCCAACAUCAACAAGCAUGGCUUUAAUUGUAGCCACCUGGAGUUGGAUGACAGAUACACCAACCGCUACGGUGAAUAUGAGUUUGACACGACCAAGUUCCCGAACGCCUCAGCAAUGUUUCAGAAGCUGAAAGCGGAUGGUUUUCUAGUCUCCCUAUGGACGCACCCCUUCGUCAACUAUGAAUCCGAGAACUUCCACACCUGUGUGGAAAAAGGACUUUUUGUCCGAGAGCCUACCGGCCUAUUGCCAGCUUUGGUUCGAUGGUGGAAUGGUAUUGGUGGCAUCCUGGAUUUCACCAAUCCGGACGCCCGUGAUUGGUUUGCAUCCCACUUGCGGUCCCUCCGCUCCAAAUAUGGGGUGUCAUCCUUUAAACUGGAUGCUGGCGAGACAAACUACUUGCCGUGGAAGUUCAGUACGAGGAUUCCCCUUCGUGACCCAAGCACCUUCACGCGACGAUACACAGAAAUGGCAAUUCCCUACAACGAGCGUGCUGAACUCCGCAUCGGCUAUCAAUCCCAGAACAUCUCUUGCUUCUUCAGGCCCAUCGACAGGGACUCCGUUUGGGGCUAUGAGCUAGGUCUCAAAUCCCUUAUUCCUACAGUCCUCACCAUUAGCAUUCUUGGUUACCAGUUCAUCCUACCGGACAUGAUUGGCGGGAAUGCUUACCUAAACCGCACAGAGGGAGGGCAACGUUUACCAGACCGUGAACUCUACAUUCGCUGGCUGGAGCUGGCCGCAUUCAUGCCCUCCAUGCAGUUCUCGAUCCCUCCCUGGGAGUAUGAUAGGGAGGUGGUGGAGAUUGCCCGGAAGUACACGGCUCUCCAUGAGAGCCUCGUGGCCCCGCGUGUUUUGGAAUUGGCUGGAGAGGUGCUGGACACGGGGGACCCCAUCAUACGCCCCCUGUGGUGGAUCGCCACUGGGGAUGAGAACGCUUACAAGAUAGAUUCUCAGUUCCUGAUAGGGGAUGACCUCAUGGUAGCUCCAGUCCUUGAGCCUGGGAAGCAGGAGCGGGACAUCUACCUCCCUGCUGGGCGUUGGCGUAGCUACAAGGGAGAGCGCUUUGAUAUUAAAGAGCCUCUGCACCUUACAGACUAUCCCGUGGAUCUUGACGAAAUUGCUUACUUUGUCUGGGUUUAAUGAGGUGUACGUCGUAGAGGAAACGGUUGUCGGUCUCCUCUAAAACGUAUUAGACAACCAGCUUAUUGGAGAGGGUUAACGCACACCUCGGCAAGAACUGUGGUAAUAGCAAAGUCUCUCUCUGAGGAAUGAAGGUCAGAGGAAGGAUUUUAUAGAGAAUAGAGAAAACAAAAAUAACAGGGCCAACACGUGUUACCAUAUCAGGAUUCCUGACUCCAGUACUCGUUUCCACCCAGUGCCUAGAAGGCUGCUGCUCAGCCUACAGAAUGUGUUUUAGGCCUGACUACUGCUAGCAACUGUUCUAAACAGGACUGUCCUUAAUACAUUAUUUAUUACAGUAGUAAAAAUAUCACAGAUAAUAAGGCAACAGGUGAUCUUUUAAUUGUGAUUAACAUAAGCACAGGAAAUCCUUGAUUUAUCCCACAACACAACAACAAUAUGGGUGACUCAAAAUCAAUAUUAACAAUAAAAAGCAUGUUAGAUUUGCUGAAGGACAAAAUCAUUUGAUUGUGAGGUGAUAAUGUUUUCCAUGCAUGUGCCAUAAAUGUCAGCCUUGUUAUAUGGUGUUGUAGUAGGCAAUAAGCUAAAUGGGAAACACAUUUUAUUUGAACACCAUACCUAAUAAUAUAUCCCCUCAUCACAAGUAGUAAUUGUCCUCCAAUAUGUCCAAUUCAGAAGACGUAUUGGUGGUACCAGCAUUUGUUAGAAAGACAGAUACUCAAAUUAUCAUAUUCGGUUAAUAAAGCUUUUAUAAUAACAGAAGUGUACAAUAUAACGUGAUACAGGUUUUAACAUUAUUGAUUGUUGCCUAUAUGGAAAGCUAAAAGGGAUGAUGAAUACUGUGAAUUUUGAACAUUUUGAUUGUUUUGUCUUUUUGCUUUGCUAAUUUGCAUUUGCCUUGAGUCUAUUAGCUUUAGCAUUCAUGCUCAGCGAUGGCUUUCGCAACCUAUUUUAUAUUAUAUUUUAAUGUACGCCUCAAUGUGUACCUCCACAGGCUUAGCUUUUGUAACCUGAGUUUGGGAUUCACUAAGGCAUGGUACUUGAUGGUCUCGUCUGAAGUAAUUCUUCUUGACAUGGCUUAUUCAUAGCAGAUAUGGGCUGAAGAGUAGAUAUGUGAUUCCAUCCUGAUGGAGGAGUUUGCUGACCUCGUGAUCUUUUGAUACAUUCAAAACAAAAACAACAGUAUGCUGACAAAGGCUUAAGCUUUUGUUUUUCCACAUGAAUGGACUUUUCCUACUGGUGAGAAGCCACACAAUGUUAUUUGAUAAACACAGCCAUAAACUGUAAUGAGUGCAAAAACAUAACCAGUAUGCAGGGGAAUGUGUUUAUUCUACUGAUGAAGCCAAUACGAGGAAAAUAUAUUACUUUAUGUUUUGGAAGAUCAAAAAAGACUAACUAUAGACUUGAACAUUUUACUUAGGGAUCUAGAAUGUUGAUUUACUUGGAAAAGGGUGCCGCCAUACCACCAUAUACUGUAAAUGCAAGCUAAAGGUUGUUGUGAAAUGUAAUAACCUUGUAUGCAUUCAGUUGGAUGAGGAGAUCAUGCUUCUUCAUGAGAUUGUGUUGAUAGUGACACCUCUUUGAAUGAAAGGAGUUGGAAGACAAUGCUUGUAUUAUUUUGUCAAAAGCCUAAAACACAAAUAUCAGGGAAAGUAUGUAUGUAUGUAUCUUUGGCCAAAUGUUUUACAAUAGUUGUUAUACAAUAGCUCAGCUUAAAUUGGUGUUGAGUGUUAAUGUCUUCAUUGUAUAACCCAACAAAGCUCAUGUUGAUAUGCUAAAAGUGUGUAUAGAUAUUUUAGUUUUUUGUCAGAAUAGCGGUUUUCAUGUAUGUCUCAUUGAGCAAUGGAGGAAGUGUUGUCUCGAAAAAUGAAACAGUAACUAUGGUUACUGGUUUAUUGGUGAAGCUACUUAAAAAUGUGAUCGAAUUGAAUUGAAUAAGACCCUACUGCAAUGUUCCUAUAUUUGUCCUUUCAGCAUUAUUUUCAUUAGUAAAAAUAUGCUCCUUGUUUGCCAUGUAAAUUUGGACACCACUAGAUUUGUAAAGCAUCGGCAGAAUGUUUUUAAUAGCCUUUACUAAAUCUUUGGUAAGAAAUUGACUUUUGGGCCACUUUACUUGGCAUGUCUUGUAUCUAUGGAUACAAAACUAUUGACUCUUCUGAUAUGAAGCAACUAUUCAAGGUGUAAGGGUUAGUGGGGAUAUAAUGUAGUGGUAAAUGGUUGAUUGUCUGAUGAACAUCAUGCAUCCACUGUUAUUCGCUGUCCAAGCCUUCUGUACCCUCAAAGUAAAGCGUUAACCAUUGCAAAGAAAUAACAAUAAAUCUGCAUGCUAUUUCCAACCA
Molecule: messenger RNA, 4793 nt
Organism: Osmerus eperlanus (European smelt)
Lineage: Eukaryota; Metazoa; Chordata; Actinopteri; Osmeriformes; Osmeridae
Gene: myorg
Product: myogenesis regulating glycosidase (putative)
Exons: 3
Coding region: 391-2454 (687 amino acids)
Biological process (GO): carbohydrate metabolic process; skeletal muscle fiber development
Molecular function (GO): hydrolase activity, hydrolyzing O-glycosyl compounds
Source: RefSeq, a predicted model, not a curated record